AUGUCCACCUACGUCCCCCCCACCACCACCGCCGCCGCCACGACAACCACCACCGCCGCCUCGACCGGCGAAGGCCGCUCCGUCGACUACACCUGCGGCGACUGCAACGCCGCCGUCAGCCUGAAGCGCGGCGAGCCGAUCCGCUGCCGCAGCUGCGGCCACCGCGUGCUGUACAAGCAGCGGACGAACCGGAUGGUGCAGUUUGAGGCGCGGUGA
This is a messenger RNA of Mytilinidion resinicola, 216 nucleotides long. RefSeq lists its product as uncharacterized. Gene Ontology annotation, cellular component: RNA polymerase II, core complex; RNA polymerase I complex; RNA polymerase III complex. The transcript has 2 exons. Gene Ontology annotation, molecular function: zinc ion binding; DNA binding; DNA-directed RNA polymerase activity. The coding region runs from base 1 to 216 and encodes 71 amino acids. The record is from RefSeq and is a predicted model, not a curated record. Gene Ontology annotation, biological process: DNA-templated transcription. NCBI's taxonomy places the organism in Eukaryota, Fungi, Ascomycota, Dothideomycetes, Mytilinidiales, Mytilinidiaceae.